CUUAAGCUGUUUCGUGUUCUACGGCAGUCACUUGAUCCCACCGCCUUCCAUUCCGCCGCUUUCCAUCCCGCGACGGCGAAGCCGAACGCAUUUUCUGUCUUCUUCCCGAAUCAACUCCGGUUUCUCACGAGACUAUCUUCACUCCAGUCUAUAUCUUCUUCGAGUUCUGUGUUCCUUGCAUGUCCAAUUGGGAUGCCCUAAUUCUCGCUCGGGCGCAGAUCUUGGGAGAGGGAGGUUGAGAUUGUGAUAUCGGAUUGUCAUUUUGGUAAGGAUUGUGACAGAUUUCGUUUGACGACACCCUUGCGACGUGUCGGAGACGAGUGGUAUCGUUUAAACCCCCCGCCUUGCAAGCCAAGCAAUUCCAUGCACUUUUGACCUGUGGGAUGGUGUAGAAAUUGAGAGCCUCUGGAGUGGGGGAGAGCGAGGAGGGAGUUUAAUUGGCUCUACCUCUGUAUGAAUUAACUUCUUCGGCUUGAUUUGAGGUUUCUAGAAUUGAGGAGGGUACUUUGUUUGCCGUCUUUAUUAUGUGUUUCUAUUAUCCCUGUUUUGUACUUUUUCGAUUGAAUUUGGACUUCAGUUGCUGUUUUCGCAAGACUAUGGUUGGUGUGCGUUUGUGAUGCAAUGGGAAGCUGCGGUGAUCGGCAUUUUUUUCCUCUAACGAGUUUGCAGAUUGGGGAUAUGCAGUCUUAUCUUUCAACCUUGACUCUCUUUCUUCCUCCUGAAAGUAAAAAUUUUUUGGUCCUGGUUGACAAUAGACCAUGGUUGAUUGACAAAGAUAAGAGGACUGCUUACCUAUGGCAACUGAUGGUCACCAAGUCAAGGUUAUCUCCUUUUGCAAACACAAGGUCAAAGAGGGAGCGAAAAAUUAGUGUGAGGAAACUUGAUUUUCCAAACAACCACAGAUUCAUACCCAUGAAACUAAGAAGAAUACAUAGGUGGUUCACAUUGAUUGAUGCAGCAACGUAUCAAAAGAGAGUACUGCUACCUGUUGAGAAACUUAAGGAGUCUAUCUGCUUGAAUAAAGAGCUGCAGCAUAUCUUAUAUGGCUUUAUAGUCUUUGAAGUGGCAUGGAAUCAUGUGCGUGGUAUUAAUUAUUUAAAUGAGCUGCAGACUGAUACUUGUAUGGCAUUAGAGGUCAAGCUAAUGAAAAGAUGGGAAUUUGAUAGCAUUGAACAUGCUUUGAACUGCAUAUCUUCAUGGCAUUCAGGGACCAACUAUGAAAGAGUUAUAUUACAGGACCAUCUUGCUGAUGUUGGUAAUAUUGGGGAUGUCUUUUAUGACGCACAGGAAGAUAUUUCAUCCUUUUCCAUUCAUAAUUCAAAUGAUGUUGAAAUUCAAGAUGAUAAACUUUCCUAUUAUCGUUUUUUUGAUUCUUCUUGUCUUGAUAAUCAUGACACAACCAACUAUACUUAUACCCCACCGGCUUUUGGGCCUUAUAAGAAGAGAAAGAUCAUGAAAGUAGGUGAUGAAGUUGAUGAAAUGACUGAGGCAUAUGAUGAAGUUAUUUGCUGUUCAAGUUCUGCAUUAAAACCCCAUAGUCCCAACUGUGAUUAUGUGGGGUUAAAUAUUGAGCCAACCACAUACAAGGAUGGUUUGAUUCUCUUCAAAUUUAAUGAUCAUGAUCUUCCAUUUAAGUUGAAAGAUAUAAUAAUGCCCGAUUUAAGGCUUCUCACUCUGCUGGAGUAUGGUCUUCCUUCCUGGGUUAUUUUCUUCCAAUCAUACCCUGUAUUCUGCAAGAUAUACCGCCCAUGGAUGUGCCCUCUUGCGAGAGCUUUGUAUGUCAUUAUUUCUGUGGUCACUGUUGUUAUUGGAUUCUAUGACUUAUAUAAGAAUGUUCCACUGUUAAAGGCAACUGCCUCUGGCUUGUUUGGGCCUUUGUUUAACUGGAUAGAGUCCUGGGAAAUGAUUUCCAGACUUAAAUAUUUGGGAACCAUGCUAUUUCUUCAUAACUUUGAGAAAGCCAUUAAAUGGUUUCUUAUGGCCACGAGAGCAGCAAGAUCUUUUGUUUCAAUUUUAACUAGGCCUAUUGCUGCACCUCUAAUUGAGCUCUUGGAAUUAGGCAUUCCCAUUUGGAAUAUAUGUCUUGAAACUAUUGAGGGCCUUGGCUUAGUAAUUUGGGAUUUAUUGGAGUCUUCAUACCAUGUGAUUUCUGCCUUGCUGCAGAUGAUACUGUGGCCAUUCUGGCUUCUCUGUAGCACCAUAUCAAGUUUUGCAAGUUUGAUCAUAUGUCCUAUGGUUUGGAUUUUUUGGGAGAUUUUCAUAGCUCCUGUUCGCUUGAUCUCUGGAAUGGUCAAUUUCAUAGUGAUGAUUUCUUGCAAUCUCUAUUUUCUCAUGAGAGACACCUGGUCAUCCAUGUGUACUUUAUUCCAGUUUUCAACAGCAAUUCAAGCAACAGAAGUUACCUCUGAAGCUUCCAUGUGGCGAUCACUUUGGAAUGAUCUUUUUUCUCAGAUUUUUCGUGCACUUCGUAGCAUCCUAUAUGGCUUUGUUGCUUUUUUCACAACCUGCAACAGGCAUCGUUUGAGCAUAUAUAAUCAUAUUCAAGAGCUUUUUCUUCGCUUUUCUAAUGUUACAAAUUCCAAUUUGACUAGAACCAGGAAGAAGAGUUCGGAUGAAAACCAUGCGACGAUGCCGACCCCCUUCCCUCUCACCUUUGCUCACGAAUCCCUUCGCUUUCUAUGGCUUCGAUUCUCCUCCUAUUACUGACUACUCCAGCGGAUGCAAUCAAGCCAACGACACUGAGAUGCUGUAGAAGACUCUUUUCGCUACUGACUUCGACAAUGAUCUCGACCCCAACCUUCUCCCCCAGCGCUUCGGCAAUUCCGCAGCCCUUGCUGGGUUUGUCCCCUUCCACCGAGUUCGAAGGCCGCUCCAACUUUUAAAAUGAUUCAAAUUGUAAUUUUUUGUUUUUGAAAAUUCUCCCGUUGCAGACAUCCAAGAUUGCAAUCCUGCCCUUUUUAUCGUGACAGAAUUAAGGGAGUUAGCUGUGG
Molecule: messenger RNA, 2990 nt
Organism: Phalaenopsis equestris
Lineage: Eukaryota; Viridiplantae; Streptophyta; Magnoliopsida; Asparagales; Orchidaceae
Exons: 9
Coding region: 622-2706 (694 amino acids)
Source: RefSeq, a predicted model, not a curated record